GGGGAUUAUCAGGUGCUAAGUUUCGGUCAGGUUUCGGUGCCUUUAAUUAUUUCAUUAGCAACCACAACGACAACAAGGAACAUCCCAGGAACAUCCUUGGAAUCAAUCUGGAAUUGACAAAAUUCCAGACCCGUAUCAGCCCGUACCCAUCUGCUAUAAAGCCGACGUGAUGAUUCAGAAAAAAACAAAGUUUCUCUCUUUCUUUUCUUUCUGUUCUGCGGAUAGCCUCUUUGGCCUCACUCUCUUUCAUCCCUACAUUCCUUAAAAGUCCUGUUGGAUUCACCAUGAAAUCGAUUUCGAUUGCAUUUGUGACCAGCGGUCUCGCUCUUGUUGAAGCACAAGUGCAGUUGUAUGGUCAAUGCGGCGGCUUGGAGUAUACCGGAAGCACCCUCUGCGCGUCGGGGAGCUCUUGCGUCUAUCAAAAUGAUUACUACUACCAAUGUCUCCAGGCUAGUAGCUCGCAAGUCGCUUCUACUUCGGUCACUUCCGCAGUUUCUACUGGAAUAUCUACCAUCGUCGCUGUCGCAACCACGGCCUCUUCGACAACCACUGCACUCCCACUGUAUGCUCAAUGUAUGUAUGAUGGCCUUGGAAAUCGAUUCACUAAGCUGACAAUUAACUAGGUGGAGGACAAGACUGGA
This is a messenger RNA of Lentinula edodes (shiitake mushroom), 641 nucleotides long. RefSeq lists its product as uncharacterized. Gene Ontology annotation, biological process: carbohydrate metabolic process. Bases 285 to 623 code for a protein of 112 amino acids. The transcript is spliced from 5 exons. Gene Ontology annotation, molecular function: cellulose binding. NCBI's taxonomy places the organism in Eukaryota, Fungi, Basidiomycota, Agaricomycetes, Agaricales, Omphalotaceae. The record is from RefSeq and is a predicted model, not a curated record. Gene Ontology annotation, cellular component: extracellular region.